CAGGCCUUGGUAAAAGCUGUUCAUCUUCGCAUUCCGUCUCUUCCGGACCGCGCGCUUUCAGCCGGCGACGAGGUCGUACCACAGCGUCGUGCGUUUCAAGCAGCUUGCUGCAUGCAGAUAAUGCAGAUGACGUGGAGUCAGACGAGAGCGACACAGGCAGUGAGGGCGACGGCGAUGUCUACAUAACCUGGGUAGAGCAUAGUAAUUUUUUCAAGCGCUGCAAGGAUCGCGCAGCAGGUCUGCAGCGGCUGCUUGCCUGGGCACUGAUCGGAG
This is a messenger RNA of Amoebophrya sp. A25, 273 nucleotides long. NCBI's taxonomy places the organism in Eukaryota, Dinophyceae, Syndiniales, Amoebophryaceae. The record is from the annotation of a GenBank genome assembly.